AUGAGCUACUACAACAGCUACUAUGGAGGCCUGGGCUAUGGCUAUAGAGGCUUUAGGGGCCUAGGCUAUGGCUAUGGCUGUGGAUGUGGAAGUUUCCGCCGACUGGGCUAUGGCUGUGGCAUUGGUGGCUGUGGAUAUGGCUCUGGCUAUGGAGGCUAUGGAUAUGGUUCUGGCUAUGGAAGCUAUGGAUAUGGCUACAGUCACCCCCUUUCCUAUGGAGGAUAUGGAUUCUCCACCUUCUAUUGA
This is a messenger RNA of Psammomys obesus (fat sand rat), 246 nucleotides long. Its product is annotated as keratin-associated protein 19-4-like. The transcript has a single exon. The record is from RefSeq and is a predicted model, not a curated record. The coding region runs from base 1 to 246 and encodes 81 amino acids. NCBI's taxonomy places the organism in Eukaryota, Metazoa, Chordata, Mammalia, Rodentia, Muridae.